Molecule: messenger RNA, 868 nt
Organism: Didymella exigua CBS 183.55
Lineage: Eukaryota; Fungi; Ascomycota; Dothideomycetes; Pleosporales; Didymellaceae
Exons: 1
Coding region: 185-751 (188 amino acids)
Source: RefSeq, a predicted model, not a curated record
AUGUUACUUGUGCGACUUGGAGGCGGGUAGGUAGUAGUAAUAAGUCUCGGAGACCGCCUAGACGCCAUUCACCCCAUACUACCGACGCUCACGCUUCUGCAUGAUUCAGGCACCCCUGCCACGCCAACUGCAUCAGUAGCCCCACUCCACGUCUCCUGGACGUCUGGCCCGGCUUGCAUGGAAAAUGCACGCCGCCAGAAAACGUGGGCCUUUUAGAAUAGAAGUUGCAGGGGGCUGUGCGUUGUCAUCGAUUCACUCGUUCCUGACUCGUCCUCAACAGCACAAGACUUCGCCUCCAUUCCAUAGACUGUGCACUCGCUGCAGGUGUGAGCUGGCCACCUCAGAUUCGAGACAGCCGCCGCUCUGCCAUCAGGUAAUCGGUGACACUGCAAAUGCUGCUCCAGCAAAUGCGCUUACGGUAUGGCCGGUUGCGCUCGAUUCCAAGGUCUGCCGGAAGUGCGGGUGCUGGAGCGGCACCGUCACGCUUGAGAGCUUCGAAUCGGCGGAAGGAUGCCGGGUCGCAUGGACCUCAGCGUCAUGGCUGCGUGGUGAUGACAAGACAAGCCACGUUUUGCGGACCUGGGUGUUGGCGGGUGUUCCUUGUUGUGCCUUGGAAGCGGCCGCCCUGCGAGCGUUCAUGCUCGGCGCCUUGUUCCCGACUCUGCUAUCGACAGCCUCGAACACGCUCGUUGUGCGCGUCUGGCCAAAUUCACAGGUGACAGCCUCCCAGGACCUGCUUUUAGCAGCCUGAUUAUCCUUCCCUUCACAGCCCUGUGACGACAUUGCGCCGGCUGAUGCCUCCAUUUUGACCGGUUAUGCACUGCACAUCACGGAGCUGGACGUUGGAGUCGAGAACGCGGGCGACAAG